This is a messenger RNA of Linderina pennispora, 1579 nucleotides long. RefSeq lists its product as uncharacterized. Gene Ontology annotation, cellular component: RNA polymerase III complex. NCBI's taxonomy places the organism in Eukaryota, Fungi, Kickxellomycota, Kickxellomycetes, Kickxellales, Kickxellaceae. The transcript has 3 exons. Gene Ontology annotation, biological process: DNA-templated transcription. Bases 1 to 1197 code for a protein of 398 amino acids. Gene Ontology annotation, molecular function: single-stranded DNA binding. The record is from RefSeq and is a predicted model, not a curated record.
AUGUUCACGCAGCAAUUCGAGCUGUGCAAGCGCAUUCUGCGGACGCAUUUCGGACCGAUAGUGGCACAGGUGGCGACAGUGCUAAUUCACGAAGGCCGACUGCCGUUGGGCUUGCUGGCGCAAAAGGCAGGAAAGACAUUGCGGCAGACUAAAGAGUCGGUGGCGGUUCUAAUCCAGCAUGGGAUUGCCACGCACGCGUCCAGCAAGGAGGGGUCCCGCAUGGCCACAUACUAUUCUAUCAGCCCACGCAAUGUGCUGCGGCUGGAGCGCGCUGGCUUGUAUCUGGCAUUGGUCGAAGAGCGCAUGGGCAAGGAGGGCCUGGCGAUAUUCCGCGUGUUCAUGGACAACGGGCCUAAGCGUGUGCUGGAGUUUGAGGCAAUGGCAUCAGCCAAGCAGAUAAAGUUCCGCCAGGCAGUGGCCAAAAUGGUCAAUGAGCGGUACAUUACAGCGGUGCGUGCGGUUGAUACAGUGACCAAGAUCGACCGGCUGAUGGCAGAGGAGCGCAAGGAGCUGGACAAGCUGAUGGUGCCGCCGACGGCCAAGGAGCUGAAGGAGAUCCGUGCGCGGAUCAAGGAGCGUGAAGACGAAGAGUACCACAACACGGCGGUGAUUGGCAUCAAGCGCAAGGCCGUGAGCCACGAAGACAGCAUGGAUGGUGGCGAGGCGCCCGAGCAGCAGAUUGACACGGUCGAUGAAGCCAUGUUCUUCCGGCCGUACUGCGACCGCCUGGAUGUGUUCCUCCGCAACCAGCAGAUCACAAACUACUUUGCCGACAAAUACAAUGCUGCGGCUGGCGCAGUGAUCAAAACCAUGCUGCGACUGACCGAGUCCAAAACCAAAACCUGCCGCGACAAGGUUUCGCCCACUGUCUCCGCCAGCCAGACCGCCAAGGGCGACGGCACCAGCCAGGGCAUGACCCGCAAGGAGCGCGCCGAGAUCAUCCUGGCGCUGCUCGAGGUCCUCAGCUCCGACAGCUCCGGGAUAGUCCGCAAGCUCGAGGAGCGCGGCGCCGGGCAGUUCGUCAUCGACUUCCAGCUCGCAUCCAACACGCUCCGCAACCUCUGCCUCGAUGCGCUGGUGCAGGAGAAGUUUGGGGCCCUGCACGCCCGCACGGUCCGCAUCCUGCGCGACAAGCAAAAGCUCGACGAGAAGGUCAUUGCCCAGUCCGUCAUGCUGCCGAUUGGGCAGUGCCGCUGAAAAACUGCACGACCUGGCGCUCGAGGGCCUCAUCGACACACUGGAGAUCCCGCGUACCGCCGACCAGAAAUCCCGUCGCGCAUGUUCUAUCUGUGGUUCAUCAACUCGGAGAAGCAAGUGCGCAAUGCCCUGCGCUUGGCCUUCGAGGGCAUCUCCAAUGCCAUGCAGCGCAUGGAGUACGAGGUCGCGGCCCGGGAGAGCCUGACAGCGAAGGCCAGCCGCGAGGAUGUCAUUGCCAACCCGGAGCUGCUGACCGAGGGCGAGCGUGAGGAGCUCAGCAAGCUCGAGACCAUCAAGCUGCGGCUGCAGGUUGCGUGCGUGCGCCUGGACCGCAUGCUACUGGUGCUGCAUGACAUCAACCCGUCGUCAGCCGAGCUUAACC